Molecule: messenger RNA, 732 nt
Organism: Symbiodinium sp. CCMP2456
Lineage: Eukaryota; Dinophyceae; Suessiales; Symbiodiniaceae
Source: the annotation of a GenBank genome assembly
AUGGCGUUGAAGCUCCUGUGCCUCGCUGUCAUCUCCGCGACGGCCAGUGCGGAAGAUGCGCCGAAGGUGAAAGUCGAAUUCUUUGCGGAAGCUGGCUGUCCAUUUUGCCGACAAGCCAUUGCCGGACCGGUCAACAAGACCUUGUCGACACCCAGCGUUGCGGCCAUCAUGGACUUCGAGUUCUAUCCCUUCGGAAAUGCAUAUUUCGUCACAAGCGAAUGCAAGGGAGCAGGAGAGUAUGACAUGACGGCGCGUAAGUGCUUCAACAAGAACUGUGGUGCUGGAGCGUCCCAGCCUGCGAAGGAUUGCUUCACCGGUGCACUUGUUUGCCAGCAUGGCAGCCAAGAGUGCGACGCAAACCGGUACAUGGCCUGUGCGAAGCAAGUCGCUGGCGAGCACGUGCUGCAGUUUAUGUCCUUCGCCCACUGCGUCGAGGCAAAGUAUGACACGUUCUCCAAGGAGACGGUUUCAGCCUGUGCAGAUGCCAACCAGAUUGACAAAGCCGCGGUUUCCCAUUGCUUUUCCGGCUCGGAGGGUGAUUCCGCCGUCAUCGCACAGGCGAAAGCGACGCCAGAGCACCCAGGCGUGCCCUAUCUCGUGGUGAACGGACAGCCUGUCGACCAGCCCGACAAUUUGUUGCGGACGGUUUGCGAGGCAUACAAGGGCACACGACCUGAUGCCUGCAAGAUGGCCGCACAAGAUGUGCCACAUCCCAUCGUUCUGCAAGCGUAG